This is a messenger RNA of Metarhizium album ARSEF 1941, 1092 nucleotides long. Its product is annotated as homoserine acetyltransferase family protein. The transcript has 3 exons. Gene Ontology annotation, molecular function: acyltransferase activity, transferring groups other than amino-acyl groups. NCBI's taxonomy places the organism in Eukaryota, Fungi, Ascomycota, Sordariomycetes, Hypocreales, Clavicipitaceae. The coding region runs from base 1 to 1092 and encodes 363 amino acids. Gene Ontology annotation, biological process: biosynthetic process. The record is from RefSeq and is a predicted model, not a curated record.
AUGGACGGCUACAAGACGUACCACCUCGGCGACUUUGAGCUCGUCAGCGGCGAGACCAUCCCGUCGGCCUCGAUCGCCUACAAGACCGCCGGCGACGCGCGGCUCCCCGCCGUCAUCUACCCGUCGUGGUUCAGCGGCGCCAUCGAGGACAACGAGUGGCUCGUCGGCGACGACAAGGCCCUCAGCCCCAGCAAGUACUACAUCAUCAUGCCCGCCAUGUUCGGCAACGGCCAGUCCAGCAGCCCGUCCAACUGGCGCCCGCCGCCCGGCGCGCCGCCCUUCCCCGACGUCACCAUCCGCGACAACGUGACGGCCCAGCACCGCCUCGUCACCGAGUGCCUGGGCGUCACGCACGCGCGCUGCAUCCUGGGCUGGAGCAUGGGCGCCUGCCAGACCUACCAGUGGGUCACGCAGUACCCCGGCUUCGCCGACCUCGCCGUGCCCUUUUGCGGCAGCGCCCGCACCUCGCUCCACAACCAGGUCUUCCUCGAGGGCGUCAAGAGCGCGCUCCUCGCCGCGAGGGGGGCCGCGUCCGCCGGCUCGUGCCGCGGCGAGGCCGCCGGUCCCGGCUCCCGUCCCUGGACUGCCGACGAGCGCGCCGCCGGGCUCAAGGCCCUGGCCCGCGUCUACGCCGGCUGGGGCUUCAGCCAGGCCUUUUACCGGCAGAGGCUGUACGAGACGGCCCUGGGGUACACGUCGCUCGAGGACUUUAUGCAGAACUUUUGGGAGAAGUGGGCGCUUUCCAAAGACCCCGACAACCUGCUCGUCAUGCUGCGCGCCUGGCAGGCGGGCGACUGCUCCGACCAGGAGCCGUACAACAAGGACUUGGAGCUGGCCUUGAAGAGCAUCAGGACCAGGAUGCUCGUCCUGCCGGGCAGGGAGGACCUGUACUUCCCCCCCGAGGACUCUGAGUACGAGGUCCAGUGCAUGGAGGCCGGUGUCGGGACGUGCAUUCCAAUUCCGUCCAUCUGGGGGCACUGGGCCGGCGGGCCGGGACUAAACCCCGACGACGUAAAGUGGCUCGACGACAAGCUCAGGGCGUUUCUGGAGGAUCAAUCGACUCUGACGGGCGACGUGGGCGUGGCCAAGUGA